Molecule: messenger RNA, 912 nt
Organism: Prunus armeniaca (apricot)
Lineage: Eukaryota; Viridiplantae; Streptophyta; Magnoliopsida; Rosales; Rosaceae
Source: the annotation of a GenBank genome assembly
AUGAGAAGGCUUGGUGUGGAGACUUUGGAGGCCACCACUUUGUGGCUUGGAGGAAAACCAGAAAGUGGAUCCUACCACCAUCACCUAGUGGAAUACUUGGGUUGGACUCAAGUUGCACUCCAAGGACAAAAUCCUUAUGCAAAACUUUAUGGAGAUCACUGUUAUCGUAAAGGCAAAUCGGGCCACAAAUCCAACGAUUGUCCAAAUCGUCGGCAAGUUAACCUAGCUGAAGCAUAUGAAGAUGACAAUGAGGAUCAUGGUGCCGAUGAAGAGUAUGUUGGAGCUGAUUUCGCCUAUGACGAAGGCGACGAAUACAAGUUCGAGGUUCUAUGUGAUAUUAUUAAUAUGGAUGCUAGGCACAUUUUUUUGGGAAGACCUUGGCAGUUUGAUACAGAUGCUACUCAUAAGGGACGCGAUAACCUGUAUGUUUUCAAUUUGGGCUCUCACAAAAUUGUCAUGGCUCCUGUAAAUGACUCAGGCAAGCCUAAGAAACUAGCUGCGAAUUCCAGUUUCCUCACCAUAACUAGCAAUGAAUGUGAUUGCUUAGAAGCCACUAAAGAUGCAGAAACAAUUUAUCUCGUGGUGAUGAAAAGGUUGUUAGCUGUUGUACUUGAGAAAGUUGAAAUCCCAAAUGAAGCGCGGAAAAUCUUGCAGGGGUUCAAGAAGUUGAUUGACGACGACCUACUCAACCAGCUGCCUCCCAUUUGGGAUAUCCAACAUCAUAUUGAUUUGGUGCAUGUAGCAAAUCUCCCCAAUCUGCCCCAUUAUCGAAUGAGUCCUAAGGAGAAUGACAUUCUACAGAAGAAGAUAGAAGAGUUGCUACAAAAAGGGUUUAUCCGUGAGAGCAUGAGUCCUUGUGCAGCCCCAAUAUUUUUGGUGCUCAAGAAAGAUAAAACAAGGCAUAUGUGUUGA